GCUAAAAGCAGUGCUGCCUAUCACUAGGUAUAGGCCUAUAAUGGCAAAAAAAAAAAAAAAAGGCCACAAUGCUAAGCAAUUUUUAAUUAUCAACUAAUUUUCAGUUUGUUGGCUUCAGUAUUGUCUGAAGGCUUGUUGCUUUUGGCUCUUUAUAGUUCUUUUUUAGCUCUAAAUGAAAUGAAGUUGGAGGGAGCUGCACUGGUGAAGGUAAGCAACUCCAUGGGUUACUCCCAGAAAUGAAGACUGUUUGACAAAACCACAAGAAAGGACCCAGUCACUGAAUUUUUGCAGUCUAAUCCAGGUGCUGUGGCCAGAGGCUCCAGGACAAGAACUGUCAAGUAAACCAGUUGAGGUGGAAGCCAGGAGCUUACCUAUGGAGCUGAGUGAGAAGGGAGGUGUGCAGAACAAUGGAUUUGUUCAAAAUGAGGAUUUUGAGGACAAGGAAACGGCCACCAGUAGCCAAGAAGAAAUGCCAAAAACGUGCAGUGUUGAUGUGGACUCAGUGGCUGUGGAGGAGACAGUGUUGAAGCCUUAUGCUGGGAUGCCAAAGGAGGUCCUGCUGCAGUUCUCCAGCCAAGCCUGCUACAGAGUCACCAGGGAGAUCCUCUUCUGGCUCGUAAUUGCUGGUUCUGUUGUGCUUGUGUGUGCUACCAUUGCCAUCAUUGCUCUCUCUCCAAAGUGCCUUGACUGGUGGCAGGCCAGUCCUAUUUACCAGAUCUACCCUCGCUCCUUCAGGGACAGCAACAUGGAUGGGAAUGGGGAUCUGAAAGGUAUCCAAGAAAAACUGGACCAUAUUACAUAUUUGAAUAUCAAAACCAUCUGGAUCACCUCUUUCUUUAAGUCCCCUUUAAAAGACCUUGGAUAUGGAGCUGAAGACUUUUAUGACAUUGAUCCCAUUUUUGGAUCAAUGACAGAUUUUGAGAAUCUGAUUGCAGCCAUACAUGACAAAGGGCUAAAGGUGAUAAUGGAUUUAAUACCAAACCACACAAGUGACAAACACCGGUGGUUUCAGCUGAGCCGCAAUCGGACUGGGAAGUACACAGACUACUACAUCUGGCAGGACUGCAGGCAGGCUGCUGGCUCACUCAUCCCUCCCAACAACUGGGUGAGUGUCUUUGGGAAUUCCAGCUGGCAGUUUGACGAGGUGAGAAAACAAUGCUAUUUCCAUCAGUUUGGGAAGGAACAGCCAGACUUAAAUUUUCGCAACCCUGCUGUCCAGCAAGAAAUCCAUGAUAUUAUAAAAUUUUGGCUCGGCAAAGGAGUUGAUGGAUUUAGUUUUGGCGCUGUUAAAUUUCUCUUAGAAGCAACACAUCUCCGAGAUGAGCCUCCAGUGAACAAGUCUCAGAAUGGAGAGCAUAUCACAGCCUAUUCCCAGCUGUACCAUGACUACACCACCACACAAGUUGGUUUGCAUGACAUCAUCCGCAGCUUCCGUCACACCAUGAAUGAGUUCAGCAGAGAGCCUGGCAGAUACAGAUUUAUGGGUUCUGAUGAUGAUGAAAAGGAAGAUAUUGAAGCAACAAUGAUGUAUUAUGGAACAACUUUUAUCCAAGAAGCAGAUUUUCCCUUCAAUUUCAACCUAAUUAACAUGAAAUAUUUAUCAGGCAACAGUAUUUUUGAAGCUGUCAACUCGUGGAUGAAAAACAUGCCUGCAGGAAAAUGGCCAAACUGGGCAGUUGGAAGCCCUAAUGCUGCUCGGAUUUCAACUCGGAUUGGGAAGGAGUACAUCAAUGUCAUGAACAUGCUGCUUUUAACCCUUCCUGGCACUCCUGUAACUUACUAUGGUGAAGAAAUAGGCAUGGAGAACAUUGCAUCAGAAAAUGCAACCCUCCCAGAGAAAUCCCCCAUGCAGUGGGAUGGAAAAGUUAAUGCUGGUUUUACUGAAGGCAACAGCAGCUGGUUACCUGUUAACUCCGACUACCAAAGUGUAAAUGUGGAAGCCCAGAGCACCUGGUCCAACUCAACCCUGAGUGUGUACAGAGCGCUGACCUCGCUGCGGAACAGUGAGCUCCCCAUGAAUCGAGGCUGGAUGUGCCUCAUCUGGAAUGACAGCAACGUCUUUGUGUACGUGAGGGAGCUGGAUGGGUUAGACAGAGUCUUCAUGAUGGUGCUCAACUUCGGCCAGGAGUCGACAACAGACCUGCAGGCCAUAGUUCCUAACCUUCCCUCUGAAGCUGUAAUAAGGCUCAGUACUCAUUUUAGCAAUGCUGGUAAAGUGGUCAAUACCAAACUAAUUAAAACUGAAAUGGGAGAAGGCCUGGUCCUUGAAUAUAAAACAGCAAAGCCUGUUCAUACUAUGGAAGCUUUUCAAGGGAAGUGUUUUGUGGCAGAAAAAGCUUGUUAUUCCAAGGCCCUCAAUUUACUCUACAUGAACUGUUAAGUAGAGGAGUAGAAUACCCAUGCUUUCAUGUUAAUUUAGAAGAUAGUAGCUUCACGGAAAUGCUAAAAAUACUCAAUUUUCUUCAGCUUUUAAAAUGUUAUUUGUGUACAAAAUAAAUGUCCUGAAAGAUCAGAUACAUAAUUGUCUUGUAUCUGUAUUUGUGAUGAAAAGGAAAAAGAAUGGUAUCAACUUCCCCUUAAGAUCUGUGGAGAAGAAAAGUAAACCUGUUCUGAAAACUGUCCUGUUUAAGCACGUAUUUUUGGGAGGAGAGGGAACAGUUGCUUUCUGGGUGCUGACCCUGGAGGUUGCUGGCCUGUAAGUGCUCCUGUGGAAUCCCAAGCCUGUGGCAGUUCACUGUAACUUUUUAAAGUCUGCAGAUUUGUAGAAAUUUUUCCAAAGGGGUGGCCCUAUAUUUGCUAAAACAGGUGAACACAAGCAGGACUAGUGUAUAUUGUUGUGAUGUCUCACCUCUUCUCUCAAAUCUAGUAACUCUGAUUAUCUUCAAAGUGAGUAAGAUAAAGAACAAAAUGUAGCUAAUAUCUAAUUCCACACUCAUAACUGCAUUUCCAGUUGAUUCUUCCCCUCCCUGCUGAGUUAGAAUAUGUUUGCAUUCUCUUAUUUCUUUUCCUGCCCUAAG
This is a messenger RNA of Passer montanus (Eurasian tree sparrow), 3017 nucleotides long. It is a transcript of the gene SLC3A1, whose product is annotated as solute carrier family 3 member 1. Bases 374 to 2380 code for a protein of 668 amino acids. The record is from RefSeq and is a predicted model, not a curated record. Gene Ontology annotation, biological process: amino acid transport; carbohydrate metabolic process. Lineage: Eukaryota; Metazoa; Chordata; Aves; Passeriformes; Passeridae. The transcript is spliced from 11 exons.